Molecule: messenger RNA, 1797 nt
Organism: Stylonychia lemnae
Lineage: Eukaryota; Ciliophora; Spirotrichea; Sporadotrichida; Oxytrichidae
Source: the annotation of a GenBank genome assembly
AUGAGGAAAAACAUAAUCUUGGAGGUAGAGAGUUAAUUGUAAAUUCUGUCCUCAAUCAAAGAUUAGAAGGGUAAUUUGUUGAUUUUAAACAUUUUAGAUGUUCUGGAUAAAAGGGAAGAGCAUGAAUAUUUUUUGAGGAAUCCUAAUCUAUUUGAAUUUAGGAAAAUCAAGAGGCCUCAAACUGCUGGUAAAUACCUUACUCCUAGAUAAACACAUCCUUAGCUUUUCUAUCAACCUAAUUCUAAGGUUCAAAAGAAACUAAGAAUGGAACUUUUAAAAACCAUAGUUGAAAGACCACCCUCUCAAUCUAAUAUGAGAAGUCCUUUUAGAGAUGAAUUUAAAAAGGUAUUAUUGCUAAGAACAUUGAACAAAUCAAUGGCUAAAGCUCUUGAAUCUCAUAGUGAUCAAAUAAUUUUUGAGAAAUCAGAUACUCUUAAAGAGAUUUUAAGCCACAGAGAACAAUUUCAUAAAAAGAAAAAUUAACUGACUAAUUCCUCUAUCAAAAUUAGAGAUUUAGUACAAAGGAAACCUAUUUAACUUGAAGCACAGUCCACUCCUUUUCUUUGUUAAGACGAAGAGGUGCAAAAGAUCGUAAAAUAACAGGAAUUCACUAAGUUUGAAAAGGUUAUGCUAUUUUAGAAGUUAAGAAGAUAAAUUAUAAAUCCAGAAAAAGGUGAAGAACUUUUAAGAUUUAGCUCUAAAUACAAGUCUCAUUCAAUCAUCUAGCUUAAAAAUAACGAAUUUAAUGCCUAUUCAUAAAUUAAAAAUGUGAAUGGAGCUAUUGGUACAGUUUAUCUAUCAACUCCUCUUCCGUCUAAUGAGCAAGUAAUCAAGAGGUAUUAAGAUAAGGAGACUAAUUCAUUUUACUUUGAAUUUAAGAUCGUGAACGUUGAAAAUAAAGUUUAGUAAAAUUAGUAGUAAGAGAAAAAAAUCAACUCGAAUACUCACUCUCAAUGUUACUGUCGAUUUGGACUUGCAACACUCAAUUUUUAAUACGAUUAUUGUAACUAAAUAGAUAUUAAGACCAAAGCGACAAUCUAAGUUGAUCCAAAUACAAUUAGAGGUUAUUAGAGUGUGGUAAUAGGUGAUGAUGUUCAUAGCUUUGGCAUAUCAACUCAUGAUUAGAAGUGUUUUCAUAGAAGAAAUGAACUUAAUACUCCUGGCUACAUGCUGGAUCAGCUUAUUCAUUCCUAAGAUAAUGUAGGAGUACUUAUAUGCUUGGAUGGAUUGGCAAGGAAAUUAUUGCUUAUUGAAGAUCAGAAAAAAAGAGAAGCCAAGCGACUACAUGAUUUUAUGCAGAAACAGAAAACAAGACCCAUCAAUGAAGUAAAAGAAGAUCUCUUUAAAAAUAUGCCAAAGUUCUUAUCAUUUAAAAGUAAUGAUGAAGAAAGUAAAGGCAGUGUGACUAAUAGAUCAAGAAAUAAGAGUAAAAAUAAUACACUUAAUAUUAAGAAAAGUAAUACAAUGAUUAGGCUUAGUAUUUAAAAAGAAAUGCCUAAGCAGAUUGCAGAGCCAAAUGACUUAUUUAUGGAGAUAUUCAGUAACGGUAAAAGCAUUGGUUUAAUUAAUUUACCUCUCGAAAUAUUCUAAUCCAAGUCAGGAGUUUAUCUAGCUUUCAAUGUAUACCCAUUGAAUUAUCUAAAAUUAAAUACUGGCUAAAGACCAUUCAAGUAUGAUCCUUCUGUGAGCAGUCUAUCCUUUAGAAAGUUUAAAUAUCUCUCUCUAUAAUCUUUGGUUGAAUUUCAUGAAUAGCUUGAUUAAGAGUAGGAAGAGUAGCAUCAAAAGAUUGGAAUUUGA